Messenger RNA from Magallana angulata, 3288 nucleotides. RefSeq lists its product as uncharacterized. The record is from RefSeq and is a predicted model, not a curated record. Bases 262 to 3108 code for a protein of 948 amino acids. Lineage: Eukaryota; Metazoa; Mollusca; Bivalvia; Ostreida; Ostreidae. The transcript has 2 exons.
UGGGGCAGCAUCUAGCCAAUGCCUGCCCCUAGAUAGAGCCAGGCACAUUUAACCACAUUUAUAUUUACUUGACAAAUGUUUUAAGUGAACAAUGACCCAUUAAUCAGUUUCAACGUCUUAAUCACCUUGUAUCAAUAUCACACAGGGAAUUGCUUCAUUAAACAUCAAUUGUCUGUAGACCAUAUCCAGAAAUGCACUGAUCUGUUUUAUUCAUAAAAUAGUAGAAGUUCCCACUUUUCACUUUUAACAUAAAUUGUCGCAAUGAAGAAAUACUUGUGUGGAUUUUUCUUCUUUUUCGGAACGUUUUGGACAGAAAUCUUUUCACAGACCACAAAUCAAGGACAAAAUAGAAAUUCCGGAAUGUCCACAAAUCAGACAGUGUCUCAGAAUUCUCCAAACAACAGAAAUCCAAACUUUCGAUCUCAGCAGAAUUUCCAAAAUACUAACAAUGGGCCCCAAAACUGGAACAGUGGACCUCCAUCUAGGAGUGGGCCCCCAGGAAAAAACUGGAAUGGUGGACCUUCAACCUGGACUAGUGGGAACUUACAAGGAGGUCCUCCUACAAACUUUGGCCCACCCAAUAAUAACUGGAAUAAUGGUCCUCCUAAUACAAAUAAUGGACCUCCAAGUGGAAACUGGAAUAACGGAGGACCACCAAAUGGUCAAUGGAAUAAAAAUGCAGGUCCAUCUAAUGGAAACUGGAAUGGAGGGCCGCCAAAUGGAAAUUGGAAUGGAGGGCCACCCAGUGGUAAUUGGAAUGGAGGGCCACCCAAUGGCAAUUGGAAUGGAGGGCCACCAAACCCAAAUAAUGGACCACCCAAUGGAAACUGGAAUGGAGGACCACCUAAUGGAAAUUGGAAUGGAGGACCACCAAAUACAAACAAUGGACCACCCAAUGGACCCUGGAACAAUGGCCCACCUUACGGAAACCAAAAUGGACCUCCAUAUUCAAACUGGAAUCAGGGUCCACCACCAGCUCCAGGAAUUGGAUUUCCAUUAAUAGAUCCUGACCUCCCCGAUGGAUUGGAUACAAUGUACCAGAGAAUGCAAGCUAUGCAAGCCAUGCAUGAAGUUAAUCAAUAUGCAGGACAACUUGGGGCCUUUGAUGUAAUUCCACCAAUGGCUUUUCCUCACCCUGUUCCAGUGCCUGGAAUGAUUCCUAUCCCGCCGGGACCUCCAGGACCUGUACCACCAGGCACUGGUCCACAGUCUGGUUUUCCUAUGAGACCUCAUGGCAGAGUUGAUGUCUGGGCAGGUACUAAUCCCAAAACUGAAAAUAGCACUGGAAACUUUACAAUGGCUUUCUCUAGAAGAAAUUCAGAAACAGCAGAUACUUUACGACCAAAGCUAGCCGAGUUUCAACAUCAAGGAAGGAUUGGUUGGGGAAAUGGAACUAACAACUCCAGUGGUAUCAAUGGAACUCAAAAUCAACCUCAACAGUUCUCUAACUUGCCACCGAACUAUCCCUAUAACCCUUACAGCUAUGGUUAUAAUGCUUUUGGUUAUAAUCCAUGGAUGGGGCCUUAUAAACCUGAUACUCCCGAUCACCUGGAGAACAGGAGAGACAAUGAGACAAAGUUCAUUCAAGACAGACCCCCAUAUAACCCGUCACCUGCAUCUUCAAUGCCUAGAGAGAGAUGGGCAGGACUAGCUCAGUCAAACCAGACAGGAGUCCCACAACCGAGUGAAAUCAUGAGCCAAGGUGUUAAAAAUGUUCAAAGGAUACAGUCAGAAAUAUCCUCUCAAGGAUGGCCCCCUCAAGCACAAAGUCAAAGAGGACAAUGGACGCCGUCCUCAAGGAGAAAUGACUGGAAUAUACACGGUACAAAAAAACGCGAUCCUGAUGGAGAGAAAGGGACUGGAGGAGGCGGAGGUGGAGACAUCGAAAAAGAAGUGGAUAAAGAGAAAGAGGAAAGCAAAACUAAAACGAAUAUGAAUGUGAUCAAAGCUGUCCUGAAUGAAGUGUACAGACAAAGAAACAAUAAAGACUUGUCUGUUUCAUCUAUAAUGGAUGCCAUCAACAACAGAGAAACUCGAUACAAAAUGCAGUACCGAUAUGAAGGCAAUGUUGCACCUCCAUCCUGGACUCAGCAGCUUGAAAAUGUUGAACCGCAAAAGAAAGAGCCGGGACCAACACCAAAGCCUGCUGAAGUUAUGGUAGAGGAAGUCAACAGAACAAGCAUUCCGAGAACUGGGGCAAGUUUCAGAUUUUCGUCAAAAUAUAUUCCACGGAACUUUGCUAAUAUCCAAAAUCCAAGAAUACAACCCAUUCACAACUUUCCUACAAUGAGUCAAAAUCCGAGAGCACAGGCUAUUCAAAAUGCUAGAAACACAGGCUUUGGUCAAACAACUGCAGGGCCUUUGCCAAAUUCAAAAACUUCAGCACCCAUUGUUCAAACUCAAGACAUCAUUCAACAAGCCAUUGGUAUAGCUCAGUCUGGAGUCAUGGUUCAGGCCAAUAAUGAUGCCAUCACAGACCUCACUCAGGUGUUUGGAGAGGCCAGCAGCAGCACUACGCCCAGCACAACCACACAGAAGGUCAUCUCAAUGAAUGUAGACACAGAGAUCACGAUACAGAAAGAAGGCAAGGUCCAUGUAGUCAACCAUGAACAAGUUAUCACGAUGCCAGUCAAUACCAGCACACCCUCACCCCUACCACAGAGCCAGAUGGGUGUCACUAUGGCCAUCAUGGAAACCCUUCCUGGGGUCACCAAGUCCCCCGCUGACACAGUCCAGAAAGUCCCUGUCCCUGUUGAGGACUCCCUGUCACCCUCCUCUACUUUUGGUAUCAUUGUUGGGAUCAUCAUAGGCGUCACUAUAAUUCUAGGACCAAUUAUAUGCAUACUUUGCCGAGUUCGAAGGCGACACAGGGAGAAGAAACGUAAACUAUCAGCAAAAGGCAGUGGUGGGUUCAAGCCAGAUGCUGAGGCCAUGGAAACCAUGCUCGCAUGUGACUUUGGUGAUCCUAAAACUUCCACUAGCAUUGGGCUUGGUGCUAAAGCCAAAGUCAAAAGCUUCCUUACAAAGCCCCCGCGGCCAGAAAAACCAUGUACUGAACUCCAAACUCUAAAACCUAAAAGUAAUACUGUUACUGCCAUCAUUCACUAGAUGAGAUUUUAUAAAAAAAAAUACUUAAAUUGUUGAAAUCUUUUCAAAAAAGGUGUAAGUAAACAUAGAAACGGAUGUUGGAAAUCCUUAAAAACUGUCUUGUAGAAUGUUUAAAUAUGGAUUAUGUCAUUUUUUUGUGCUAAUAAACAUGUCUCAAAAAACAUCAAUGUUUGUUUAGAG